AUGAAUUUAUUGAGCAGGAUAAUUGGUUUAAUAACUGUUUUGUUUUUGUUUUUUUGUUUGGUUUGUGCAUCUGUUGAUAUUACAAAAUACACAACAUAUGAUCCUAAAUGUCGUAAACUUUGUGACUUUGUGCAGCUGAUUGUUCUUGACAAAUGUGGGCGAGCACAACAGCAAGCUGCUGCUGCUGGGAGCCCCGACCAAUCCCCUUCUCAGCCCCCCUCCCCUUCUGUCGCCCAAUCCCCCUCUCCUUCCCAGUCCCCUUCUCAGGCCCCCUCCCCUUCUGUCGCCCAAUCCCCCUCUCCUUCCCAGUCCCCUUCUCAGGCCCCCUCCCCUUCUGUCGCCCAAUCCCCCUCUCCUUCCCAGUCCCCUUCUCAGCCCCUCUCCCCUUCUGUCGCCCAAUCACCCUCUCCUUCCCAGUUCCCUUCUCACACCCCCUCCCCUUCUGUCGCCCAAUCCCCCUCUCCUUCCCAGUCCCCUUCUCAGGCCCCCUCCCCUUCUGUCGCCCAAUCCCCCUCUCCUUCCCAGUCCCCUUCUCAGGCCCCCUCCCCUUCUGUCACCCAAUCCCCCUCUCCUUCCCAGUCCCCUUCUCAGCCCCCCUUACCUUCUGUCGCCCAAUCCCCCUCUCCUUCCCAGUCCCCUUCUCAGUCCCCCUCCCCCUCUCUUUACCAAUACCCAUCUCUGUCCCCCUCCCCCUCUGAAGGCCAAACAACCACUCCGGCCACCUCCCCCUCUCUUUCCCAGUCCCCCUCUCUGGCCCCCUCCCCCUCUGUUGCCCAAACACCCUCUCCGCCCCCCUCCCCCUCUCAAUCAGACCCACCCUCUGAAAACAGCUCCCCAAUCCCUCCUCCUUCCCCAAUCCAGCCUCCUUCCCCAAUCCAGCCUCCUUCCCCAAUCCAGCCUCCUUCCCCCAUCCAGCCUCCUUCCCCCAUCCAGCCGCCUUCCCCACCCAGUGAAUGGGCAGCAGAAGCCCCAGCGGAUAUUCCGGGGAGUCCGCAUGUGGCAGAUGAGAAUGUUGCAGUUGGAGAUCCCACUAGUUUUGUGGGCAUUCUUGUCACCAUGCGCCAACACCUGCAGGGAUUAUUGAGGAGUGUGGAGCAGCUGGAAAAGUUUUCAUAAUUUUUAUUUAAAAUCAUUUUAUUUUUCCGUUAAAAAAAAAUCAAA
Molecule: messenger RNA, 1161 nt
Organism: Pseudophryne corroboree (corroboree frog)
Lineage: Eukaryota; Metazoa; Chordata; Amphibia; Anura; Myobatrachidae
Exons: 4
Coding region: 1-1116 (371 amino acids)
Source: RefSeq, a predicted model, not a curated record